Sus scrofa (pig) is the source of this 2122-nucleotide messenger RNA. It is a transcript of the gene THOC3, whose product is annotated as THO complex subunit 3. The record is from RefSeq and is a predicted model, not a curated record. Gene Ontology annotation, molecular function: protein binding. NCBI's taxonomy places the organism in Eukaryota, Metazoa, Chordata, Mammalia, Artiodactyla, Suidae. Gene Ontology annotation, cellular component: THO complex part of transcription export complex. Gene Ontology annotation, biological process: mRNA export from nucleus.
CUCCCGUGCGCUCUCCCGUGCGCAUGCGUGCGACGGCGGGGGCGGCAGGACUGACUGCACCUGGACUGAGGAGGCCGAACAGGCGUCCGGGAGCUCGGCAUGGCUGUACCCGCGGCGUCUAUGGGGCCCUCGGCAUUGGGCCAGAGCGGUCCCGGCUCAAUGGCUCCCUGGUGUUCAGUGACCAGCGGCCCGACGCGCUAUGUGCUCGGAAUGCAGGAGUUGUUCCGCGGCCACAGCAAGACGCGCGAGUUCCCGGCGCACAGCGCCAAGGUGCACUCGGUGGCCUGGAGUUGUGACGGGCGUCGCCUGGCCUCGGGGUCCUUCGACAAGACGGCCAGUGUCUUCCUGCUGGAGAAGGACCGGUUGGUCAAAGAAAACAAUUAUCGGGGCCAUGGGGAUAGCGUGGACCAGCUCUGUUGGCACCCAAGUAAUCCUGAUCUUUUUGUCACUGCAUCUGGAGACAAAACCAUUCGCAUCUGGGAUGUAAGGACUACAAAAUGCAUUGCCACCGUGAACACUAAAGGGGAGAACAUUAAUAUUUGCUGGAGUCCCGACGGGCAGACCAUUGCUGUAGGCAACAAGGACGAUGUGGUGACUUUUAUUGAUGCCAAGACACACCGUUCCAAAGCAGAGGAGCAGUUCAAGUUCGAGGUCAAUGAAAUCUCCUGGAAUAAUGACAAUAACAUGUUCUUCCUGACAAAUGGCAAUGGCUGUAUCAACAUACUCAGCUACCCAGAGCUGAAGCCUGUACAGUCCAUCAAUGCCCAUCCUUCCAACUGCAUCUGUAUCAAAUUUGACCCCAUGGGGAAGUACUUUGCCACAGGAAGUGCAGAUGCUUUGGUCAGCCUCUGGGAUGUGGAUGAGUUAGUGUGUGUUCGGUGCUUUUCCAGGCUGGAUUGGCCUGUGAGGACCCUCAGUUUUAGCCAUGAUGGGAAAAUGCUGGCAUCAGCCUCGGAAGAUCAUUUCAUUGACAUUGCUGAAGUAGAGACAGGAGACAAGCUGUGGGAGGUGCAGUGUGAGUCCCCGACCUUCACCGUGGCUUGGCACCCCAAAAGGCCUCUGCUGGCAUUUGCCUGUGAUGACAAAGACGGCAAAUACGACAGCAGUCGGGAAGCUGGAACUGUGAAGCUGUUUGGGCUUCCUAAUGAUUCCUGAUAGAAGGACCUGAUGUACGGAGAAGGCCCAGGCAGAAGCUUCCACUGCAUAGUUAGUUUGGUCUGUCCUCUUGGAGCUGGUGGGCACCUAAAGUGUUUGUAAGUUGGAGUAAGUUAUACUUGUCAGGCUGCCCAUUCCAGUUUCCUUUCUGUUUGUUAUGUUAGCUCUUCCCAUGCCUUGGCCCUUGCAGGAGGGCUCUGCAGUGAUGACACCAGCAUACCUCGUUCUCGGGGCCUCCUGUCUUCCUGCUUUUGGGCAUACAAUGGACUUUUGUUGGGCUUGCUUCUACUUCGACAGGACCUAGUUUGGGGGGGUGGGUGGGUAAGAUGGGAUGGGAAUUUUUUAAUAAUAAAAAUAUAUAUAAUUUUGAGACCUGAGCAUUUAAUAAAACUGACUUUUUAAUUACAGGACUUUUAGGAAUUUAAAAAUUAUGAUAUCAUUAUUAUUAUUUUCUUAUGUUAUUAUAGGAAGGAACAUGUUGUUCCGUUUUUAAAAAAUUGCAGAUAGAAUUUAAAUAUUGUAAUUCUCUCGUAAGUUGUUUAUGUGUACGUAUACCUGGCCUCAUUCUACAAAGAUUCUGUAGGCAAUGAAUUUAUGUUAAACAUUGAGAAUAGUGGUAGAAUAUAAAUAAACACAAAAUCAGAAUAAUUUAUCUGCCUAUAAAUUAGAAUAGGAAGUCAAGACCAGGGGAAUUCAAAUAGAAAUAUGCAAAAAAUAAGGAAAAAGGCCCUAAUUGAAUGAUUGAACUCAAAUUCUGGGUCUGUACUCUGGUGACAAAGUGAAGGAGGGUCUCAGCCAGCUAAUUCCUAUUAAAAUAAGCACAUGCCAGCUCCUCAGAGAAAGCAAAGCAUAUAUUAGCUCUUACCUCAAGGAGAAAUGGCUCAUGUAGGGGGUAUUUACCUGUGAGCACUAUCUUGGUUUUCAUUGUACUUUAAUGCAUUCUGGCAUUAAAAAAAAAAAAAAAAAA